Caenorhabditis angaria is the source of this 268-nucleotide messenger RNA. The record is from the annotation of a GenBank genome assembly. Lineage: Eukaryota; Metazoa; Nematoda; Chromadorea; Rhabditida; Rhabditidae.
AUGCAAUUCUUUUUAUACUGGAAUUUGAUAGUGAACAUUGAGCUUUUCUUAUCGCCAAUUUCGUUUUUAUAUUCUCAUAAAACAUAUCACAACAAGGUAGAUCUUUCCAAUGUUUCUGUCAAUAAUAUAUAAUUUUCAGAUUCGUUCAUAUUGUUUUCCCAAAUCAUCUCUCAAAGUUACAAAUAUUCAAACAUUAUCCGGAUUGAAUAUGAAUUUGACACAAACUCAAAACGAAUAUUUUGAAGAAUUGCGUAAUAACUGGGGUUGA